CGGGUUCGGCACGUGCUUCCGGAACAAAGUGCUUCGGUAGUGGGGAUGCGUUGGGAACCAUCCCUCCCCCCAUCAUCCAUAGGAGCAAUCGAUCAUUACUUUACUCCCGCGCGCCCCAGUCUGGCGAAUCGCGAUGGCAGGGAAGGUGAGCGUCGCUGUCUUGGUGGGCCUCGCCCGCCAGACGACGGCCCUAUCACUCAGCUUGGAGAGUAACGAUACUGCCCUUACCCUGGAGGAAGAGGGCUUUGUCAGCGCUUGGCGUGGUAUCCCAUUGGAUUCAAUUGAUCCGUCCAAGUAUCCGCAGUUCAUCCAGUGGCUUGACCAGGGGAUGGACGACCCUAGCGGCGCCAGAACGGAAGAGUCUGUCUUGGCGCAGGCGAAGCAGGAUGCGAAGGGGAACACAGGCGCCGCACAUUUCGCUGACCUCCAUUCAUACAUGGACAAGUGCCAGGCAUCUGAUCCGGAAGUGGUGGAGAUCCCCACAUGGAUGGGCCGGAUGGGCAACCGCGUCUGGCAGGUUCUCAAUGCCGUACGUAUCGCAGAAGCGACUGGGAGGAAGUUCGUGAAGCUCCCAAAAGCUGGUGGUGGCCUUGACCAUCACUUGUUUAACAGCCCGAAGAACCAGCUCAUCGAAAUCAUUCCCCCGAAAUCACCGGAGACCUGCGACUUCGUGCCCGUAUCUGGCAAGAUGUACGCCUGGCACCACGACUGCCGGUUCCUCUUCUUCAACCGCUGCCGAACCACCAUCACGGAGCGCCAUGCGGCCUAUCAGAAAUACGUUUUGCCGCUGCUGAGCAGCGAGGUCCGGGACAAAUGUGAGCCUGGCGCGGACGAUGAGAUCACCGUCCACAUCAGGAACGGCGACGUGGCCCUGCACGACGACCUCAACCCGGAAAUGCGGCCAGAGCACAGGCAGCCGCCAUGUGCCUAUUUCCACAAGGUCAUCGAGACGGGCUACAAGGGAGGCCCGUUCAAGAGGGUCCAGCUGGUGUACUCCACCGAGGAGCCGGCCAGCCCAUGCAUCGAAGACAUUCUGGCGAAGCACAAGGACAAGGUGGUUCUCAAGCCGUCGUCCAGCCUGGCUGGCGACGUGUGCCAUAUAUUGGAGACCAAGAACCUCGCAACCACGAUGAGUUCUUUUGCCACCGUGCUCAAGAUGAUGAACCAUGGGCUGCAGCGACUUUUCUUCGUCAACAUGUUGUCCGAGAAGAUCAUGACGAAGGAGCAGUACGACAUCCAGAUGGACUACUACGAGUUCAGGGUGGACCAGCUGUGCCAAGUAUUCCCCGAAGUCACAAGCUACCAGGUGCCCGACCUGUACUUGAACGAGAACUUCUUCUUGAGGUUCCCAGAAGAGAACUUCGUUGUCGAUACCUGCAAGAACCACCCAAGAAGCAGCGCGGGCACCACAGGCGCGGCCAAGAAGAACAUCUUCCGGCGCAUGUUCCGGUGAGUCGCGGGUGAGGGGUUUAGCCAGCGUCCGAUUUCUUUGGCUAGCUUCUUGCCUCUGAGGACGCACCAACUCGUGCCUUAGGGCGCCAUGGCGGUUAUUAAUACGUGUUGCCGAGAAGGACGAAAGACCCUGUCCCUAUCUCGCUCCGUCCGCCCCUGCGGUCAGCCCCACCUCAGAUGCUUGCUUCUGCACCUUCUGGAUCCGGGGGCGUAGAGAGGAUGCGCCGCUGGAGCUGCAAGCCUAGCGCUCCUCCGCCCGGUGCACCACGCGGUUUCGGUGUCGGUGCGAGCACUCGCCGGCGCCCGCCGGCGCGCCUGUUUGUAAUUCCGGAGUCCGACU
Molecule: messenger RNA, 1792 nt
Organism: Prorocentrum cordatum
Lineage: Eukaryota; Dinophyceae; Prorocentrales; Prorocentraceae
Source: the annotation of a GenBank genome assembly